Molecule: messenger RNA, 1916 nt
Organism: Austrofundulus limnaeus
Lineage: Eukaryota; Metazoa; Chordata; Actinopteri; Cyprinodontiformes; Rivulidae
Gene: ovol1a
Product: ovo-like zinc finger 1a
Exons: 5
Coding region: 553-1566 (337 amino acids)
Biological process (GO): epidermal cell differentiation; regulation of transcription by RNA polymerase II
Cellular component (GO): nucleus
Molecular function (GO): RNA polymerase II cis-regulatory region sequence-specific DNA binding; DNA-binding transcription factor activity, RNA polymerase II-specific
Source: RefSeq, a predicted model, not a curated record
GAGGAGAGAGGAACCGGUUCUGCAGGUAGAGGCCGAACCCAGACUCCCUCAAAGCCUGUUGUCACCGUUAUUUCUGCCGCGCAUGCGCGCUGCUGCCCGUUUCCUGCUUUUUUUUUUUUCAAAACAAGUACCUGUGCUGCAGCUUUUUUUUUUUUGACCCACCUCUCCGCGCGCACGCGUGUGCGUUAGAUCAGGAAAAUCUGCCGUUUUUUUUUUCACUCUCCCGUUAUUUCCGAGCGCUCUGUCUGUUCUUCACCUGAGCGGACUCACCUGUCCGGGAAACUCGUUCUUCUCCUCCUCCGCGGAGCUGGUCACCGUGUGGAGGAAAGAAAGAACAAAGAAAAAGAAGAUAAAAGCGAUCAAAACGGUGUGAAAAGGAGAGAAGAAAAGAGGGGCAGAGCGCGCGCAGCGGCACCUUCCAGUUUUCUCCUUCCUGCUUUCAGAACUUUUACCUGGCUGACUUCUGACGUCGCCGGAGCGGCUCCGAACUUCCUCCCCUUCCUUCCCAACAGAUCCGAACUCGGCUCGGUUUCGGUCCCGGGGGGUUCCGGCAUGCCGCGGGCCUUUCUGGUGAAGAAGGCGAACGCUUCGCCGACGAAGCGGAACUGGAGCGAGCUGCCGGACCACAAGCGCGGGGACGUCUACGUCCCAGUUUCUAUUUUCCCUCCUGCCGUCCUGACGAUCGAGGCCGAGGCCAGUCCAGCAGAGACCAGCCCUCUCUGCCUCACCAAACACUCCGUGUCGGACGCACACGCCGAGCUGCCGUCCAGCACCGUGCUCGGAGAACCCUGCAGCCCGUCGGGUUCGCCGGAGGGGAAGCCGGACGUCAGGAGGAGGUCGCAGGGCGGCUCCAUCUACGUCCGGUCCAAAAUUAAGGUGACUACAGGUGAGUUACCUCCUGAUCCCGCCCUUCUUCUUCAAGCUCCGCCCCCGACUUCUGAACCCCCGCCUUCAACCCCACCGCUCGCUGCGAUGACGGCUGCCUCACAACAAACCCCGGCCCCGUCUGAGCCGACCUCCAUGAUCACUGCGUCGCUGGGCGAAAAUCAAAACACGUCAAGAACAGGAGGCUUUGUGUGUCAGGUGUGCCAGAAGACCUUCCAGUUCCAGCGCAUGUUGAACAGACACGUGAAGUGCCACAACGAGACGAAGAGGCACCUGUGCAGCUUCUGCAGUAAAGGCUUCAACGACACCUUCGACCUCAAGAGACACGUGCGCACACAUACAGGCGUGCGCCCGUACAAGUGCACGCUGUGUGACAAGGCGUUCACGCAGCGCUGCUCCCUGGAGUCCCACAUGAAGAAGAUCCACGGCGUCACGCUGAAGUACGCCUACAAGGAGCGACGCAACAAGCUGUACGUCUGCGAGGAGUGCGGCCACACGGCGGCCACCCAGGACCAGCUGCUGCUGCACCUGCACUCGCAGCACCCCGACAGCCCGCUGCUGAAGGGCAAAGCUGCCAGGAAGGUGGCGGCCGGCGGCGGCGGCGGCGGCACCGGGGGAUCCAUGCCGGGUUCUCCGCAGGACGGCGACAGCGACGACACCAACGGGUCGGCCGGGCAGUAGAUCGACACUUAAAGGGACAGAAACAUCCAAUCUAAAAUGUUUACUGUAUAUAUGUGGAUAUUUAUGAAGGAUUUGGGUUUUCCUACUUUGUGAUGGAUUUUAAUAAGGCUGAGCCAAAACAUUAUGACCCCCUUCGAUGGUGCUCAUGUAGGGUUUUAGAUUUAAAGCCACUUAAAGAGACGACUUCCUGUUUGUUUGUCCGACAAUUAUGUUUUCUUCUGGUCAUAAUGUUUCGGCUCAUCUAUAUGUUAGUUUGGGGGAGAUUAUUUACCUGUGGGCUUGUCUGUACAGCAGAAGAGAAACGUUUUUUUAUGAAAAUACUUUAUGAAAUUAAAGGGAGUAAUAUAUGA